Messenger RNA from Suncus etruscus (white-toothed pygmy shrew), 2810 nucleotides. RefSeq names its product RNA binding motif protein 28 (gene RBM28). Gene Ontology annotation, molecular function: RNA binding. The coding region runs from base 86 to 2410 and encodes 774 amino acids. The transcript has 19 exons. NCBI's taxonomy places the organism in Eukaryota, Metazoa, Chordata, Mammalia, Eulipotyphla, Soricidae. The record is from RefSeq and is a predicted model, not a curated record.
UUCCGCCUGCCCCUGCGAAUCCCGGGCUGCACGCUCGCUCGUGCCGGCGCCUCCCGCUGCCUCGUUGCCGUCGCCUCUCGGCCCCAUGGCGGGGCUGACCCUGUACGUGAGCCGACUGCCGGCCUCGGCCCGCAGCGAGCAGCUGGAGGAGCUGUUCAGCCAGGUGGGGCCGGUGAAGCAGUGCUUCGUGGUGACCGAGAAAGGGAGUAAGGCAUGUCGAGGCUUUGGCUACGUCACGUUUUCCAUGCAGGAAGAUGUCCAGAAGGCCCUCAAGGAGAUCAACACCUUCGAAGGUGGCAAGAUUUCUGUGAGUGUUGCCAAGAAAAAACUGAGGAAAAAGACCAAGGAAAAGGCAGAAAAUGAAAAUUCAGAAUCACCAAAGAAGCAGCAGAAACCUAAAAAUACCAAAGUGGCAGAUAAGAAAGCCAGAUUAAUUAUUCGGAACCUGAGCUUCAAGUGUUCAGAAGAUGACUUGAAGAUACUAUUUGCUCAAUAUGGAACUGUUUUGGAAGUCAAUGUUCCUAGGAAACCAGAUGGAAAGAUGCGUGGGUUUGCUUUUGUUCAGUUCAAAAAUCUCCUUGAAGCAGGAAAAGCUCUGAAAAGCAUGAACAUGAAAGAGAUAAAAGGGCGGCCUGUGGCUGUGGACUGGGCCGUGGCGAAGGAUAAAUAUAAAAACACCCAGCCUGUCUCUGCACCAGCUGAGGAGAAGAGUUCUUUAUCCAAUCAGGAAUCAGGGAAAGAGAAUGGCAGGACAGAGGAUACAGGAGAGGAAGAAGAUGAUGAUGAUGAGGAGGAGGAGGAGGAAGAGGAAGAUACAACAGAAGAUGAAGAGGAGAAAGGCUCACAAGGGUCUCAGCGUGUGCAGGGUCAGGAGAGAGCAGGGAAGAGGUCCUUCGUGGAGAGCAGCGAUGAUGAGGACAGUGAGCCAGAUGAGAGUGACAGUGCUGAUGACAGUGGUGAAGAGUCAUUGGGCAGCGCCAGCAGCGAAGAAGAGCUGAAGGAUGAAGAUAUCAAAGUCUCAAAGAAGAAGAAGAGGAAAUUACCUUCUGAUGUGAAUGAAGGGAAAACUAUUUUUAUCAGAAACCUGUCCUUUGACUCUGAGGAAGAGGACCUUGGGGAGCUUCUUCAGCAGUUUGGAGAUCUUAAAUAUGUGCGCAUUGUCUUGCACCCAGACACGGAGCACUCAAAAGGUUGUGCCUUUGCCCAGUUCAUGACUCAGGAAGCAGCUCAGAAAUGCCUUGAGGCGGCUUCUCUAGAGCCUGAGGUUGGUGGGCUUAAAUUGAAUGGCCGUCAGCUCAAAGUUGACUUGGCAGUAACACGGGAGGAGGCUGCAAAGCUUCAGACAAAGAAGGUGAAGAAACCGACGGGAACUCGGAACCUUUAUCUAGCCCGGGAAGGCCUGAUUCGUGCUGGGACGAAGGCUGCAGAGGGUUUGAGUGCUGCGGAUAUGGCCAAAAGGGAACGGUUUGAGCUGCUGAAGCAUCAGAAACUCAAGGAUCAGAACAUCUUUGUCUCCCAGACCAGGCUCUGCCUGCACAAUCUCCCAAAGGCCGUGGAUGACAAGCAGCUCCGAAAGUUGCUGCUGAGUGCCACCAACGGGGCAAAAGGAGUGAGGAUCAAGGAGUGCAGAGUGAUGCGAGACCUUAAAGGAAUCCAAGGGAACACGAAGGGGCAGUCGUUGGGCUAUGCCUUUGCUGAGUUCCAGGAGCACGAGCAUGCUCUCCGGGCCCUGCGCCACAUCAACAACAACCCAGAAAUCUUUGGACCGCAGAAGAGACCAAUAGUGGAGUUCUCUUUGGAAGAUCGACGGAAACUUAAGAUAAAGGAGCUAAGGAUUCAACGAAGCCUGCAGAAAGUGAAGUCCAAGUCCACAAGUGGUGAGCCCCAACAAGGGCAGCCGAAGACUAGAAAAGACCAGCCUCAGAGAGCAGCUCAGAACUACACUCAGUCACAGUGCAAGGCCCCAGCUGGGCAGAAGGGGAAGCCGGAUACUGCACCUCAGAACCACACUCGAUCACAGCGCAAGGCCCCAGCUGGGCAGAAGGAAAAGCUGGAUGCUGCCUCCUGGGCAGGCUUUCAGACCAAGGCUGAGGUGGAACAGGUAGAAUUGCCAGAUGGAAAGAAGAGAAGGAAGGUCCUGGUGCUCCCAUCCCAUCGAGGCCCCAAAAUCCGAUUGCGGGACAAAGGCAAAGUCAAGUCUCUCCCUCCCAAAAAGCCAAAGCCUCAGAUCAAUCCACAGAAGCAAGAGAAACAGAAAUCACCUUCCAAUCAGGCACCUCAGAAAAAGACUGCUAAGAGAAAUAAGGCAGAGAUUCGGUUCAACCAGCUGGUCCAACAGUACAAGCAGAAGUUACUGGGACCUUCUAAAGAAGCUCCUCUUGCUAAAAGGAGCAAAUGGUUUGACAGCUGAUGGCAGCCAUCUGGAGAAGCUGGACUGUCACUCCUUGUUAAGCUCCCAGGCUCCCUUCCUUCCACCUCUCAUUGAUUGUGGGAAAAGAAACCCCACAACACUGCUCUGGGGACUCCCUGUUCUGUUUACGUCUGAACUUUGCUCCCUCCCUAGUGUGUGGUCAGGUAACCACAAAGAGAAUUAUCAGGAAAUCAUUCAGCUGCUUGUGGUAUAUUAUGUGGAGUAAUGUAUGUGGUUGUGUCUUCAAUUAUUACCCAUUUUAAGUCUUUAUUUCUCAAGUGGAAGCAGUUGUAAAAUGCACUUUGAGUGCUGAAUGUUGAAGAUGUAUAUUUUAUGAAGUGUCUUCUCUAAAUGAGGUAUUUUGUGGCUUUUUGAAUAACAGACUGUGUCUCACUUCUAA